AUGUUGAAGCCUGAAACCUCCAUUGGGAAAAGUUCAUCUAACAUCAUUCGCUAUGCGAGCUAUCGCCUCUGGAGAAUCACGAAUCGGCUGUGGGAAAAUCCAACUUGCUCUCCCGCUUCGCCCGUAACGAGUUCGACGCCAACUCCAAGGCCACCAUCGGCGUCGAGUUCUAGACCCAGCUCGUCGACAUCGACGGCAAGGAAAUCAAAGCCCAGAUCUGAGACACCGUCGGCCAGGAGCACUUCGGGGCCGUCACCUCCGCCUACUACCGCGGCGCCGUCGUGCCCUCGUCGUCUACGACAUCACCCGCCGUCGGCUUCGAUUUCCAGCAGCAGCUGA
Molecule: messenger RNA, 339 nt
Organism: Linum tenue
Lineage: Eukaryota; Viridiplantae; Streptophyta; Magnoliopsida; Malpighiales; Linaceae
Source: the annotation of a GenBank genome assembly